Molecule: messenger RNA, 2216 nt
Organism: Pimephales promelas (fathead minnow)
Lineage: Eukaryota; Metazoa; Chordata; Actinopteri; Cypriniformes; Leuciscidae
Source: RefSeq, a predicted model, not a curated record
GCUAUUCCUUCAGAAAUGUCUGAAUCUGCAGCGAGUCAGUGUGUGGAUCAGUUCAGCUGUCCAGUGUGUUUGGAUCCUCUGAAGGAGCCGGUGACGAUUCCCUGUGGACACAGUUACUGUAUGAGCUGUAUUACUGACUGCUGGGGCCAGAAGGAGCAGGGGCCGCCGUACCGCUGUCCCCAAUGCAGAGAGAGCUUCAGUCAGAGACCUCUACUGAAGAAGAACACUCUGAUAGCUGAGAUGAUGGAGACGCUGCAGAAGACGACGUCUCUACAAACGGCUGCUGUGGAGUGUGAUGUUUGCACUACAGAGAAGAACAGAGCUGUAAAGUCCUGUCUGCAGUGCUUGGCCUCCUUCUGUCAAACUCACCUGCAGCUUCACUAUCAAUCUCCUGCGUUUAUGAAGCACAAACUAGUCGAAGCUUCCAGACACAUUCAGGAGAACAUCUGUCUCAGUCAUGGGAAACCACUGGAGAUUUACUGCCGGGAUGAUCGUCAGUGUAUCUGUUGUUUGUGUACUGAUAAUCAUAUAGGACACAGUGUGGUGUCUGUGGAUUCAGAAUGGACAAGUAAAAAGAAAGAGUUAAAGGAGUUAAAGGUGUCGUGUCAGAAGCUGAUCCAGGAGCGAGAGAGAGGUCAGCAGGAACUCAGUGAAGCUGUAAAGCUUCUUAAAAGUUCAGCGCUAGAGAGCAUGGAGGACAUUGAGAAGGUCUUCACUGAGCUCAUCUGCUCUCUGGAGAAGAAACGCUCUGAGAUUAAAGAGCAGAUCAGAGCUCAGGAGAAGACUGAGAUAGAUCGAGCAGAGGAACUUCACAAACAUCUGGAUCAAGAGCUGACAGAACUCAGAAAAACACAAGCAGAGAUUGACAAACUUCUCAUUAAUGAUGAUCAGCUUCAUGGUCUGAAGAGCUGUCAGUCUGUGUGUGUUUUACCCACAUUAAAAGACGUUCCCAGCUUCACUCAACACACUCAUCUGUCUUUUAAAGACAUUUCAAUCUCAUCAUUCAGAGAGGUUUUGGAGGACGUCUGUCAACAACAAACAGCCUUCAUAUCUCCAGAAGUGUCAAACGUUAAUGUUGCAAAGUCUCCAGAACCAAAGACCCCAAAUUACGUUUCGCAGUAUUUCUGUGAAUUUCACCUGGAUCUAAACACUGCACAUAGAAACGUGAAACUGUCUGAGGAGAGCAGGAAAAUAUCAUAUGUUAAUAAAGAUCAGCAAUAUCCUGAUCAACCAGAGCGAUUUAAUGUGUUUCCCUACAUCUUGUCUAGAGAGGGUUUGUGCGGUCGCUGUUACUGGGAGGUCGAGUGCAGUGGGAACGACUGUGCUAUAGCAGUUUGUUACAAAAGAAUUAGACGUAAAGGAAAUAGUAAUGACUGUACUCUUGGCUUCAACAAAAUAUCUUGGAGAUUGUGGUAUUUUCGGCAGAAUGUCUAUUUCACACAUGGUAAAACCCAAGUCUUAAUCCCUGCUGUCUGCUCCUCUAGAAUAGGAGUGUAUCUGGAUCACAGAGCAGGAACUCUCUCCUUCUACAGCGUCUCUGACACAAUGACUCUCCUUCACAGAGUCCAGACCACUUUCACCGAACCCUUAUACCCUGCGUUUGGGGUUGGUACAGGUUCUUCUAUUAGGAUCAUAGAGCAGAAGAGAGUUCAGACAGACAAGAAAUAAACAUAAUUGAUCGAGUAUCAGAUUCAAUUGCUAAACUAAAAUGUGUAUGUGUUUAAAUUAAAAUGUAAUUUGUAGUUUAGAUGAACAAAAGGCAUAACAUUUCAAUGAUUAUUCAACUCCCAUUCACUCUUAAAGUCGGCAUGAAAUGGAAGUUGAGAUUUUCUUUUUCACCUUAUUGUGACGUGCAGUAUAUCCGAGUGUAACGGCUUCUGAAAUUUUUAUUCUUGAUUUUGUCCUUCGGCAAUUGAUUGGAUCGUUGGACGUUGAAUGCCAGUUUGCACUCAGUUGUGGAGGAUUACUCUCCACUGGACUCACCACCGGUACCCUCCCUUGUAGCAUUGUUUAUUGAGGAGCCCGACGAUGAGAACGAGGACGAGCAGCUACAUUUUCCAGAAGGAAUAUCACCCCAUAUUUAUAUGAAACCCUGGCAGAAACGAGACAUACCCAGAUAGCCACGCCAUAGCACAUGAUAGGAAGAGAAGAGAAGUCGUUUCGAGCGGGGAGCAAAAAAUAACGUAUUUAAUUAAGGAUUAUAAGGGGUGCAUGAA